CCAAGCCAUCAUGGCGGGCAAGUUUGUGUGCUUGGCAGAUUUUGAGAAGUUUGCUUGCGAAUCGCUGGACAAAAAUGCGUUGAAUUACUACAAUAGCGGUGCAAAUAACGAACAAACACUUCGAGACAACGUGGAUGCAUUUAGAAGGUAUCGCCUGAGGCCUCGGUUCCUGAGAGAUGUUUCCAGGAGAGACACAACAACAACAGUGCUGGGUGAGCUGCUGGACUUCCCCGUGGCCAUGGCUCCCACAGCCAUGCAGAGGAUGGCUCAUCCAGAUGGAGAAGUGGCAACAGCCAGAGCUGCUGCCUCCAUGAGCACGGGGAUGAUCCUAAGUUCCUGGGCCACGUCCACCAUAGAGGAGGUUGCCGAGGCCUCAGCCGGUGGACUGAGGUGGUUCCAGCUGUACGUGUACAAGGACAGACAGGUGACCAGGAACCUGGUGGAGAGAGCUGAGAAGGCCGGGUACAAGGCCAUUUUCCUCACUGUAGAUACACCCAUCCUCGGCAAACGUCUAGAGGAUACCAGAAACAAGUUCAAGCUUCCAGCACAUCUCAGGCUUGCCAACUUCUCAGAAGGCGAUGUUCGAUCCUCGGGUGUGCAGAGUGACAGCGACUCUGGACUGGCAGCCUACGUGGCGUCCCUGAUUGACCCCAGUCUCAGCUGGGAGCAUGUAGACUGGCUCAGAAGUGUCACCAAGCUGCCCAUCAUUCUCAAAGGAGUUCUCACAGCGGAAGUUGCCAGAGAAGCUGUUGAACAUGGUAUAGAUGGGAUCCUAGUCUCUAACCAUGGAGCAAGGCAACUGGAUGGAGUUCCUGCUACAAUAGAUGCCCUAAGAGAAGUGGUUUCAGCAGUGAAUGGACAGGUUGAGGUGUACUUGGAUGGUGGUGUCAGAACUGGAACUGAUGUGCUCAAAGCCCUUGCACUAGGGGCGAGGUGUGUGUUUGUGGGAAGGCCUGUACUCUGGGGUCUUGCAUACAAGGGACAAGAAGGUGUGCAGGAGAUGCUUCAAAUGCUGAAGGAAGAGUUCAGUCUUGCUAUGGCAUUGUCAGGCUGUGGGCGUGUGUCUGACAUCACCCCUGCCUUGGUGGUCCAUGAGAGCUACUACCAGUCCAGCCUCCGCCAUGGUCCAACCAAGCAACAGUCAAAACUCUGACCAGGGCACAGUGUAUGGUAUCAAUCACCGAUAUUAUAUCAUUAAAAAAAUGGUAUUCAGUCAGUGCAAUCAUGGAAAAUCUAUUUUAAUAAUCAAGGUAACAUUAGAGUUUUAAGAAACAGUGUACUGUGUGGCAUCACAUGAAAAUGAAAUUGAUAUCAAAGGACUACAAACUGCAGACAGUAUUCCAACCAUUGUUUUCACCAUUAUGUGCAGGAUAGAUGUAGCUGUAGUGUCCAACUGUGUGAUUAUUAAAGACUAAAGAAAACUAUAAAAUGUAACUACAGAGAGCAUAGGCAUCUAGGGACAGUGCAAUUUACAAUGAGGCAAGUAUUUUCAUAAUGAAGAACAGCAAAUGCAAAGACAAGGAUAUCUUCACACAGGUUAACUUGCUCUUGAUGGUUACUCUUCUUUAUAGAGUAUUUCUUUAAUCAUCCACAUGCCAAUAAGUUGCAUAAGACAAAAGGUUUUUGUGUGGAAUAUAAUCCUAUAAGAAUGAUGCUUCUCUCUAUUGAAAAGCCAGUAUAUCACCAUAGAUAUGCAAUACACAUUUGCAAUACACAUUCAUGUUAGCCUGAUGAAAUGUAAGUGAUGAAUUAAUUAUGAUGACUGUAUGUCACAGAAAAGCAUUGCAACUUUCUUAUGUAAAUCAUAUAAAUAAUUGAUUUCUUUCAGAAAUAUAAUAAGUAUUUUCAAAGACA
Messenger RNA from Branchiostoma belcheri (Belcher's lancelet), 1854 nucleotides. RefSeq names its product hydroxyacid oxidase 1-like. Gene Ontology annotation, molecular function: oxidoreductase activity; FMN binding. The coding region runs from base 11 to 1153 and encodes 380 amino acids. The transcript has 8 exons. NCBI's taxonomy places the organism in Eukaryota, Metazoa, Chordata, Leptocardii, Amphioxiformes, Branchiostomatidae. The record is from RefSeq and is a predicted model, not a curated record.